Cladocopium goreaui is the source of this 4539-nucleotide messenger RNA. Lineage: Eukaryota; Dinophyceae; Suessiales; Symbiodiniaceae. The record is from the annotation of a GenBank genome assembly.
GACUUGCAUAGUCUGAUGCCGACGCUGCUACGGCAUGCCUGCAGCGAAUCGUGCUACAAAUAUUCUGAUGCGAGCUCCGUGCGCUUCAAGAUCUGCAGGCAUGGCUUCUACCACGUGGUGAAUGUCUUCGAAGGUUGUCGUGUGCGACGCAAGGGCAAGGCAUUGCGUCCAAGCAUUCACAUUGGAUCAGAAGCAGAAGCUGAUUACGGCAUGCAAGGUCGCAUGCGCCCUAUUCAGCUGACGCCUUUCGAGUGUCAGACUUGUUAUGGCGGCUUGGUCGCCGGGCGUCACAACUUGGAUUUGCAAGAUAUGAGGCGUGUGCUUGAUCCUGCACUGUGGUUAGAUUCCGACGAGCAUUUGCCCCAUGUUGGCUUCACUGAUUCCUUGGGUUACAUGGCUUGGUAUGAAUGGAAUGGCAAAGCUUAUGAGGUUCGUUCUGACGCGCCGACUACUGCAGUGUCAUGGUUAAGUCGCAGAGAUUGGGCGCCAGACUUUCGAUCUGCUUGGCUGACGGCUCAUCAACAAUUCAUGGAGAAAGAAGGCGAGCCUGUCACCAGCGACGCACAAGAUGAGGACGCGCCAAUGCCGCCAGCAGAAGAGCAAGAACAAGAUGUGCGCAUGGCAAACGCGGAAGACACAGACGAUGCCACCGCUGAACUCACACGAGCCAUCCGCUGCGGCAUCAGUGAAGCAUUCUGUGAUGGCAUCAACAGCGGCUUCUACAUCAACAGCUAUACCACCAAGCCUGGACCUGGUUUAGCUGGUAUGUUGGAAGAGCUCCAAAAAGGCAUUGAGCGAUUGGAGAAUGAACGGCAGGAGCGCGAACAAGACCGUGAGAAGCAGGCAGAAGCUGCGCGCGCGGCUGGCGAGCAUGUUGCAGGCAGACGUGGUGUGCUUUUUGCCGAAACAUUGAAGACAUUGUCUCGCCUGUCGUCUUCCUAUCGUCGAUGUCAUUGGAAAAGUGCCAGUGAACUCAUCUUCCCUUUGUUGUUUCAGCACAUGACCUUUGCGUCGCAUCGCACCUGGAAGCUAUAUGUGAAAAAGGCAAUUUUUUUCGCUGUGGAAGCUUGGAGGCAGCAGUAUGGCGAGAGUGUUUUGCGACCGAAGGAGAAUCUGGAUGUUGCUUCUGAUCCAGUGGUGUUUCGUCGCGAUGGCCUUGAUCCAGUGACCUUGGUUGGUUGGAAGCAGGUUGCACGCGUAGACCAAGAAACUGGUGAGAGUGUCUAUGUUUAUGUUGGUCCUCAUGGGCAAAAUUGUGCUGAUUUGGACGAAGCAUUUGCUGUGUACGAUUCAUCGGUUGAUUUGGACAGAGGUGGUCCAGGGAAAAAGGCCCAACAAAAAUUGACAUUCACAGAAGAACUGUUAAAGAUUCACCAGGUGACAGAAACCGUGGCACGAGACGACACUGAAUCGGGUGAGGCCACCAACUUGAGAGCUUUGCAAGCUACUGGAGAAGAUGUUGCUGUUCUUGAGGGAUCAUCUUUGUUGAAGUCGUCGAGGCCGUUGGCAGUGACUACAAGCAGUCUGGAGGAUUAUCUGUUUCGUGGGUCACAUCCUUUGCUUGCAGGAUUGAGUUGGUCAACGUACGGUAUGUGGGUCUAUCGCAUUGAGCUGCCGCCGCGCGCAGAGCGGUCGGUUCGAGCAGCCAUACCUCGUUACGUUGAUGUGUACUUCGAUCCGGCAUACAAGUUGUACCAGACUCAUGCUCAACGCAUCAGCACAGAGCCUCGUGUUCCUAUGUUUGAAGGCUUCACAAUGCCUCCGUUGACUUUGGACUCUGAGCGCAACGCUAUGUACAAACAGGUGCAAUGUCGUCCUACUGCAAUCUUUGCCGACGAGAACGUCGAGCAGGAUGCAGAGACAUUGGUGUUGGAAGCUUUCAAGCAGUAUUCCACACCAAAAAAACGCGUCCCUGGAGAGGAUAUGUCGGAAACGGCUGCAGUUGCGUUCACUAGAUCAUUGCUUGAAUGGCAGGAUGACAUGAAACGAGAAGCAACGAUCGCCAGAUACCGCUUUGCUGCCCGUCAACAAUAUCCGUCUUUAUGGGAGACAGCUGAAAUGGUUGCUUUGCUGGAAGAGAAGUUGAGUUUGGCGACAGGCACCACAGUGACAACUCCAGACACAGACCCUGAUCGGUUGAAGCCACGGUGCACUGCAGCACAAUAUUCUUCUAUGUUGGCCGAAAGUCGUAUUGCGCAUCUGGAGGGAUUGGCGCGAGCCAGGCAACAGAAACCGAAGCGGCGCCGCGACACGGAUGCGCGGCUCUAUGAAGAGUACGUGAAGAUCACCACGGCUGGAGAGAAGGACGACGAUGAGGCUGCUGACAAUCCAGAGGAAGAGAUGGAAGUUAGUGUUGCGACAAAGCCAUCGGAAGUCUUUCAACCCAUCGUGUUCCAAGCGAACGCAGAAGAGCAGAAGAAACUGUUGCUGUUCGAAUGCCAAGGGCGACACAAUCAGUACACAAAAGAUUUUCUGGAGGAGGCGUGGAUCAAGAAUGAUUUGUUCGAAGCGGCUGCUAAGUGGAAGAGCUGCAGCAAACACGACCUGCAUGCCGUGUUUCAUGCAUUGAACAGCUUGUCACCAGACCGAAGAGCAGACGUCUUGGAUGGACCACGUACCGGAGCAGUCGCAGAAGAGGAAGCAGCGCCCAUGGACACGGGCGAGGACGACCGCCACGUCUUUUUGAAGAAAUGUUUACCUCGACUGCCUGCUGAUUGUGUUCGCUUCAGCCAGCAACGGGUUUACAGCAAGCCUUCUGACUUAGUGAAAGCUAUGAUUCAAGCAUUACCCGCCAACAGGCGCUUGAACGAGGACCAGGAAAUUUUCAUGAUGCGCUUUGCCGAGGUGCUCGACGUUGUCUACGAGCAAGAAGUCGCGGAGCAGCCGCCCGACAAGCGACAUGUCUACCACAUGCUCCUUCUGGGUCAAGGCGGCUCUGGCAAGACGCACAUCGUGCAGAAUAUCAUUUUUCCAGUGGUCCAUUUCAUUUGGCCAGCAGACAAUGAGGCAGAGACCCUGAUGGUUGUGGCCGCCAAGAAUGCGCAAGCCAAAAACAUCUCCACAGAGCAGGUGCGGGCAAGGACAUUACACGGAGCCGCGCUGCUCGGUGUCCAGUCCCUGACCAACAGCAACAUGGCGGCCGGCUCCAAGGAAAACGCGCUACAAAAACUCUGGGGCUCGGUUCGCGUGUUGGUCGUGGAGGAGAUCAGCAUGGUAUCUGCUUUGUUGUACAACAUGUUGGACUAUCGAGCGAUGCUGGGUCGUCGUGUCGUUUUCAAAGUGGACCGACACACCUACACAAAAACUGGUUGUGCUUUUGGUCGGGUGCCGAUUGUUCUGCACCUUGGUGAUUUCUUUCAGCUUCGUCCGACUGCGCAGUUGUCGUUGCUGGACGACUUGGAAGCGAAGGACGACGAUGGGAAUUAUGUCUAUCAGGACGUGCCAGCAGAGGUGCAGCACGCACAGCAACUUUUUGGCUCGAUUCCAGAUGUUUUCGAGCUCCGUGGCACAAUGCGAUUCAAACCUGGUGACCCUUUGAUUGACAUUUUGCAGCACAUGCGGUCUGGCAAACGCUUUCCCGAUUCGUUGUGGGCAAGGUUGCAGGAAAGGUUUACGGUAGAUGUUUCUCCUGGUGUGCAAGAUGCACGGUUCGACGAAGCCAAGUUUCGCGAAGGAUACGGCAUGUCGAUUUACUGGGCCUCUCUGGGUCGCAUGAUGUGCCGCAGAGCGCUUAUGGAUGCUGUCCGCCUGGCACAUCCAUUAGUUUUGCUUCAGGCAGCUGAUGUGUGCAGUGACCUGGACAAGGAGACUGCUUUCCGCUUCUUGAACCGUCCGAAUCCCUACCGCACUGGUCAUAUGCAUGGAAUCUUUCCCUGUCAUGUCGGCAUGCAGGUGCGACUUAUCGCGAAGUUGGCUGCUGACAAAGGAAUGAUUCAAGACACCGUUGGCACCAUCAUGGAUUUUGAGUUUCACAGCCAAGAUCGCCGACGCUAUUCGCACUGCGCUGGUGGAGAUCUGUUUUCGCCACGGUAUUUGCCGUCAGGCAUUUGGCUGUCCAUUGAUGGUUUCCAGGGAUGUUCUGACUGGAUGAAUUUGAUGGACUUAUGCCGGCAACAUGUCCCAGAUGAUGCAACGGCCGAAAAGUUGGCUCGCAGCUUUUGGUUUUUGCCUGCGGAAGAAAUUGUCGUGAAAUUCUCCAGCACGCAGAAUUACCAGGUGCGCCGCUGUGGAUUCAGGAUGACGCACGCAAACUUCUUUACAAGCACAGGGUCGCAGGGUUUGACUUUGCGGAAAGGCACAGUGGUUGAUUGUGCGCGUUUGCCAGAGAUGGACGACGACAAUUGGUGGCUCCAUCUUUACGUCAUGUUCAGCCGCGUGACGGCUUUGGGUGAUUUAUUAUUGCUACGUCCACCGCCACGGGAUGUUCUCGAACGUGGGCCACCAGCAGCGAUCGCUGAGAAAGUUGCCGCAUUUCAGAAGCGAGCAGAAGAAUGUCGACAAGGGACAUUUUCUAAGUGCCAACGUCGCACUGAACCAUAG